AUGACUGUGGCCACCAUGGGUAGCCAUGAGGGCUACACAAUCCAAGCCACCGCUGCAAUCGCCGCUGUCAUCACCUUCCUCAUUCUCUUCACCAUCUUCGGCAACAUCCUGGUGAUCAUCGCCGUGCUGACCAGCAGGUCUCUGAGAGCCCCGCAGAACCUCUUCUUGGUCUCUCUGGCAGCAGCAGACAUUUUGGUGGCGACCCUCAUUAUUCCCUUCUCCCUUGCCAAUGAGCUGAUGGGCUACUGGUACUUCGGCAGGACCUGGUGCAAGGCCUAUCUGGCGCUGGAUGUUCUCUUCUGUACCGCCUCCAUCGUGCAUCUCUGCGCCAUCAGUCUAGACCGUUACUGGUCCGUCAGCCGGGCCAUCGAGUACAAUUCCAAGCGGACGCCGAGGAGAAUCAAGUGCACCAUUCUUGUUGUGUGGUUGAUUGCCGCCGUCAUCUCUCUGCCUCCGCUGGUCCUCAACGAAAACCCAAACAAUGCAAAAGAAGAAGACAGGAAAUGUGAACUGAAUGAGGAACCAUGGUAUAUCCUUUCCUCCAGCACCUGUUCCUUUUUUGCUCCCUGUGUCAUUAUGAUCUUGGUGUACCUCAGGAUCUACUUCAUAGCCAAGCGUCGAAGCAGGCAGGGGUCUAGAGCAAAGAAGCCGAAGGUAAAAGCGGAUGAAGGGCAUCCUCAAAUUGUCACUGGCCCAUCCAGUGAAAUGUCUCCCAAACAGAACCAUCCAGAAAGGGAACUCAAUGGCCAUCAGUUGCCUGUUCAAGAAGGGGACCAACCAGAUGCCCAUAUUCUCUCUACCAAAAGGACUUCUCUUGUGAACCAGGAGGAAAAACUCCCCCAGACAGCAACUGCCACCAGCCCUUCUGAGCCCCAGUCAGAGAAGAAACCAUCUUCAGGAUCCAGUCUGCUGGAGUGCUCUCCUCAUAACAGCGUGAAGCAGAGCAAUGGUAACCCACAAAGCUCACCGAAGGGCAUGGACACCUUGGCCACAGCCAGAGGGGAGGUUGUGCUGGUGAGGAGGGUCCUCAGCACCAACCCUUGGAAGAGGAAGACACACCUGAACCGAGAGAAGAGGUUUACUUUUGUUCUUGCUGUGGUGAUUGGGGUCUUUGUCAUUUGUUGGUUCCCUUUCUUCUUCCUCUACAGCCUCAGAGCCAUCUGCCCCGUGAAGCUCUGUCCAAUCCCAGACAGCACGUUCACAUUUUUCUUCUGGAUUGGCUACUGCAAUAGCUCUUUGAACCCUGUCAUAUACACCAUCUUCAACCAGGACUUUCGCAAGGCGUUCCGAAAGAUUCUUUGCAGGCAGUGGACUCAGACUGCUUGGUGAGACGCUGAGACAGAAAGAGAGACCAAGAAAAGUUAGAGGUGCUUGGAGGACCUCAUCGUGCUAUUUAAACAAUCUAUUUAUUUGUUGGCUUCUGUGUUCGCAGAAAGGGGAGUGAGGUGAGUGUUUCCAGAAAGUUUACUUUGGUUCAGCUUUAAAAUAUAUG
Molecule: messenger RNA, 1492 nt
Organism: Euleptes europaea (tarantolino)
Lineage: Eukaryota; Metazoa; Chordata; Lepidosauria; Squamata; Sphaerodactylidae
Gene: ADRA2B
Product: adrenoceptor alpha 2B
Exons: 1
Coding region: 1-1329 (442 amino acids)
Biological process (GO): adenylate cyclase-activating adrenergic receptor signaling pathway
Cellular component (GO): membrane
Molecular function (GO): adrenergic receptor activity
Source: RefSeq, a predicted model, not a curated record